This is a messenger RNA of Micropterus dolomieu (smallmouth bass), 769 nucleotides long. Its product is annotated as protocadherin Fat 4-like. Gene Ontology annotation, cellular component: catenin complex; adherens junction; membrane. The transcript has 4 exons. The record is from RefSeq and is a predicted model, not a curated record. Gene Ontology annotation, molecular function: calcium ion binding; cadherin binding. Lineage: Eukaryota; Metazoa; Chordata; Actinopteri; Centrarchiformes; Centrarchidae. Gene Ontology annotation, biological process: multicellular organism development; adherens junction organization; homophilic cell-cell adhesion. Bases 89 to 769 code for a protein of 226 amino acids.
GUCUGUUUUGUUUCACUUAGGGUCUUAUUCUCUUGCUUGAUUUUGCAAUUAUUAAGAAGUAAGAGGAAUUUAGGAAGCAAACUUUAUAAUGGACUCCGCUGGACAAUGGAGAAAAUAUACAAUUCCGUUGUUUAAUUUUCUGGUGUUUAUUACUACAUCUUCUCAAGAACAUUCAUCUGGAAAUACAGGGAAUGUGAGCAGUGAGAGGCAGUUUGCAGAUAGCGUCUUAGGGCAGCAUACGCUUCCCUCCUGGUAUUAUACAUUUAUUGAUGCUGUGCCCAAGCAUGGUGCCGUCAGCUUACACUCUCAGAACAGAUGGCGAUCACAGAUGGCUUUCUCCAAAACUGUUUAUUCAUUUGAAGUGAAUGAAGACACAGUACCAGGAACAGUUGUGGGAAAGGUGGAAACAGUGGUUGAGAGUCUCACGCCUAUCACAUACUUGGUGCAGGAGGAUGACGGAGAGAACCUGUUCCUCCUCAGCCCCCUCUCAGGGGAGUUCCUAUUAUCCCGCAGACUGGAUUUCGAAGCACAAAGAUUCUACAUACUCACUGUGGUGGUGCAGCAGGGGGAUUCACAGGUGUCCAGUGUCAGGGUGUACUUCAAUGUCCUGGAUGUGAAUGACAACCCCCCUGUUUUCAGUCAGGAUACCUUUUCUGUGUCAUUAGUGGAAGACGCACGGGCUGGUACUUGCUUCCUUUCUUUGAAUGUGUCAGAUAAAGAUGAUGCGGGGAAGCAGGGCUGCUGGAAGCUGAGGUAUGCUUGUGCAUAG